Molecule: messenger RNA, 2271 nt
Organism: Rhodamnia argentea
Lineage: Eukaryota; Viridiplantae; Streptophyta; Magnoliopsida; Myrtales; Myrtaceae
Product: jasmonoyl--L-amino acid synthetase JAR4-like
Exons: 5
Coding region: 413-2134 (573 amino acids)
Cellular component (GO): cytoplasm
Molecular function (GO): acid-amino acid ligase activity
Source: RefSeq, a predicted model, not a curated record
GCAAUCAGUUUUUUCUGGAACCUCCUACUAAUAGAUGCUUAUUCUUAAUUGGUUCUCAACUUCAAGUUUGCUUCGAACCGUGUCAUCCUCGCUUUUCGUUUCUCGGAAACUUCUUGUAGUCGUCUUAGUUGACUAGCGUCAAAAGCGAGGCUAGAACUCGACUUGCUUCCCCGGAACUUCUUACUGAAAACUGAUUACUUAUAGCUCAGAGCACUCUGGUUCAAUCAUCUUGCUCGGCACUUCUCUCGAUCUUUCUUCUUCACUUUGUUCCUCUACUCGCAGUCCGCCGCCCGCCCUGUUCUCUUGAGCUCUCUUUCGCCAUCUGCUUUUGGAAAAGAAAGACAUUCGUACACUUUCAUUGUUUCGCUGCACUAACUCUAGGCUGAGGUAGUACAGUCCAAGGUUGGUGAACAUGUUGGAGAAGAUGGAAGGAAUCGACCUCAACAGAGUAAUAGAAGAAUUCGAGGCGAUGACCAGAGACGCCGGGAGAGUCCAGAAAGAGACCUUGAAGAGGAUCCUAGACGAAAACGGCAACUGUGAGUAUUUGCUGAAUCUAGGUCUUGAUGGCAGAACAGACCUCGAGAGCUUCAGGGCUUGUUGCCCCAUUAUUACUCACAAGGACUUGGAGUAUUACAUACAGAGAAUUGCUGAUGGCGACUCUAUCCCUAUACUCACAGGAAGACCCAUUACAACUAUUUCAUUAAGUUCUGGUACUACACAAGGAAAGCCGAAAUACGUCCCCUUCAAUGACGAGUUGCUCGAUACUACCAUGCAGAUUUUUCAGACUUCUUUUGCCUUUAGAAACAGGGACUACCCAAUCGAAGGUGGGAAGGCCUUGCAGUUCAUAUAUAGCAGCAAGCAAUUCAAAACAAAAGGUGGUCUUGCUGCGGGCACUGCUACCACCAACCUGUUCCGUAGCUCGCAAUACAAAAGUACAAUGAAGGCAAUGCAAUCACAGAGUUGCAGCCCUGACGAAGUGAUAUUUGGUCCCAAUUUCCACGAAUCCCUGUACUGUCAUCUCUUGUGCGGGCUUCUUUAUCGUGAAGAGGUACAAUUUGUGUCGUCCACGUUUGCUCACAGCAUCGUCCAUGCAUUUCGAACAUUUGAGCUAGUUUGGGAGGAACUAUGCCACGUGAUACGUUGUGGGGAGCUCACCAGCAGAAUUACCGCUCCGUGCAUCCAGGCAGCUAUGUCGAAGUUGCUCAAGGCGGACCCGGCCUUGGCUGAUCUGAUACACAAGAAGUGCUCGGGAUUGAUUAACUGGUAUGGAUUGAUACCGGAGCUUUUCCCAAAUGCUAAGUACAUCUAUGGGAUCAUGACGGGAUCAAUGGAGCCUUACUUGAAAAAGUUGAGGCACUAUGCAGGGGGACUACCUCUGUUAAGUGCUGACUAUGGUGCAUCUGAAGGGUGGAUCGGGGCAAAUGUUAAUCCAGAGUUACCUCCUGAAUUGGCUACUUUUGCCGUUCUCCCUAAUAUUGGAUAUUUCGAAUUUAUCCCCUUAAAAGAGUGUACUGAUAUGCUUGAGCCGAAGCCGGUGGGUCUAACUGAAGUGAAGGUUGGUCAAGAGUAUGAGAUACUCAUUACCAACUCUGCAGGAUUUUACAGAUAUAGGCUCGGAGACGUAGUGAAGGUGGUGGGCUUUCACAACUCGACCCCGGAACUCCAAUUCAUAUGCAGGGGAAAUCUCUUGCUCACCAUCAAUAUCGACAAGAACACAGAGAAGGACUUGCAGCUUGCGGUUGAAGCAGCGGCCAAUCUGCUGGCGGAAGAUAAACGCGAACUCGUGGAUUUCACCAGCCACGUCGAUCUAUCGAAGGAACCUGGCCACUAUGUGAUAUUCUGGGAAAUUAAUGGAGAAGCAAGCGACGACAGGUUAAAGGAAUGUUGCAAUUGCUUGGACCGGUCAUUUGUUGAUGCGGGCUAUGUUAGUUCGCGCAAGGUCGAGUUGAUAGCGCCGCUUGAGCUGAGAGUCCUGAGGAGGGGGACCUUCCAAAAAAUCCUGGACCAUUUCUUAGAACUAGGAGCUGCUGUCAGCCAAUUCAAAACCCCAAGAUGCGUAGGGCCUUCGAACGAUGCUGUCCUGCAGAUCUUGUCUGGAAAUGUUGUCAAGAGCUACUUUAGUUCCGCUUUUUAAUUAAGCGAAAUCCUUAAGAUUUGAUCUCAUUUUUUAGUUCUGGAUUUAUCCGAAUCUGUAUAUGGCAUCAGUUGUUAUGUGAUUCUCCUUCCCAAAUGCAAGUCCUAAUCAUAAUGAAUGCAUCUGAAUUUUUCAAA